AUGGUUCGCGUUACAGAAGAGCUGGCCCUGUCGUCAGAUAGUGUCACUCUUUACCACGCCGCUGAUCCUCUACUCGGUCAUCUUCCUCUGCUACUUUUCCACGGACCCUCGACCACAGCAAACUAUACCCUCAACAGCUCCCGAGUACAGGUCCACGUUUUUACGCCUGCCGGCUUCCAGAGUUUUCCCCGAAUAACAAUAUCGCCCAAUUCCCCAUUCUACAGCGUCGUCCACCACCUACCCCGCGAGUUUCAGGGAGAUGAGGUCUACCGCGCCCUCGCCUUCGGCCUCUUCAAAUACUUUACAGAACUACCCGAUUGCGUUAAACUAUAUCUCAAGAACCUAUAUCCCACACGAGGUCGACGUCCUGGCAGUGCACCAACCCUGUUCAGCGAACAACAUGCUGCCGAUAUUGUCAAGGACAUGGUCCAGAGCGACCACACAGCCGACAUCAUCGAGACUCUGCAAGACGCUUUGCAGACACAACACAUUAGCCACGUCGAUCUCGACUUCGUUCUUCCACCGGGCGCUAUUGUGCCGUUACAAUCAGUCGACCUCGAAGAUGUACCAGACGACGAAGAUGAUAUCCUAGAUCCAACGUUACGACAAUAUGGAGGAUACACACCUCUGAUAAAAUUAUUCGGGGAACCAGUAUUCCUACCCACUAGCCGUCUACGAAGAGCACCGUCGAAACCGACUGCCUUGAACCGGAGCAAAUCAUUCCUCAAGGAUCAGAAGAUGGAGUUGCGUAUGAAACUGACAGAACUGGUCGAGACGGAGGAACGAUAUGUGGCUAAAGUAAGGGAGCUGGUGACAAAUGUCGCGGCCGACUUUCGCGAGGGCGCUCAAGCUCGAGCACCUGGUAGUUUGAGUCCUUCCGAAGAGGAGUUGGAGAAACUGUUUCCCAAUUCAGCAGACGGUAUUCUGCAGGUCAACUCAGCCUUUAUGGAGGAAAUGCGGAGAAUUCUCGACGAGACCGAGGAGGAAGCCUUACGAGAUAUGGAGACACCCACGAUGAACUUCAUGGGUUCCAAAGUUGGUCGUACAAGAGAUCCAAGUGGUGCCUUGGCCAUCGCCAGGUUAUUCUUGGAAUGGUUCCCCAAGUUUACAGAGUGCUACCAGGAUUACAUUAAAGCUAGCCAGCACUUUCCCACGCUACUCAACUCCUUCCUCGAUCAACAGUCGAGCUUUAGGCAGAGAGUGGCUCAAGCUGGCGAACAGGCGAUCCGCUCCAUUCUUAUCGAGCCCGUGCAAAGGCUUCCCCGCUACAGUUUACUUAUUGACCAAAUUGUGGGAUGUAUACCCAUGACACAUCCAGCUCUGCAGCCCAUGCUCAAAGCGAGAGAUAUUAUCACCAACAUUUGCUCAAUGGACGAACCAUUACCUGACAAGCCUCAUGUUACCAACCGACUUCGAAAUAUGGUUGAAGCUUGGCCAUUGAACUUGGAACCGCAAGGACGUCUCAUCGCAACAGCUGACUUCACUGAACUGGCACCUCCUUUCCAGCCUUUGCUCAACCAGUCAGAUAGAUCCGGUAUUUUCCUCCUCUUCUCAGACUGCGUGGUUAUUCUCAAGAAGAUGAGUGGAAACAUGACAGGGCGAGACCUCUUACGUGAGAUUGAGAAACCCUCUGCGGCCGGUUUGCUCAUCUCCAUGACCAAUGCUGCAGGUGGUCCAGCCGCGUAUGAAUUUGUUUUCACUGGGUGGCAUGACUUGGCCGAGGUUCGAUUUACCGAGGCGGAUGAUGGCACACUAUUCUGGAUGACUUCGACGGAGGAGAUGAGAGGUGCACAUCCAGGCGAGCACCGAAUUAGCAAAGCGGUCACGUCGCGAUGUUUCCUCCUACAAGAGACAUAUGAAGCAAGAGCCGCUAAAUGGGGAGAGGAUGUGGUAAAGGCGAGAAUCGAAGCUCGAUUUUCUGAAAAAGAGCGAGAGGAUCCUACCUGGACUUUACGGUCAGCGCGCAUGCCAGAUAGCAACCUCGGACUUCACGCAGCCAUUUUCCAGGAAGGUGCCGACCAGCUUAUCGAGGGCCGCAAGGAGCCUGCCCCGAUUCGAGUGGUUGUCGAUCAUGAUAUGGGCACCAAAGGAGCGCCCGUGGGCCAUUACGGGGUUGAGAUUGUUGUCAAUGUGUCAACCAACGACAUGAAGCGGGUAUCAAUGCUCACGGUUGGAUUGAACGGGAGGCAAUUCCAGGAUGAUGUUGCCCUGGAAGAUGUCCUCCCUACAAUGUCACGGCGAGUGAUCCAACUACUGAGCACACAGCACAGUGUUUCCAAUAUGCAAUUGACAGCACCUCUCGUCUCUUAUUACUCCAAGACACUUCAUGGUCUUUUACUCAAUACCAGAGCAGAGAAGACCAGGUCUUUCCUCGCUUCAUCCCCUGUGAAACUUCUUUCCAGUUUCUGGGGCGGUAGCUCGGUUCAUAUUUCGGACACAGCGAGCGUCAGCUCAAAACACAAGCAGGUGCCUUCUAUACACCGAAACAACAGCCAGGCAUCUGUUGUCAGCUCAAUAAAGGGAGGCAAGGAUGGCGUUUCUCAAGAGGAAACCCGUACCGAUAACCCGUUAGUACGACUGGAGCAAACGUUCACUAGUUAUGUCGCUGCCCUACAGAAUCGCAAGGGUCUGAUUAUUGGUCGUACAUUGCUGCAGCGCUCAGUGGUAGACGAACUAACAGUCAACGAACUUUAUAAUAGGCUCAUCGAGAUCCCUUACGAUUUUGAUGCCACCGCUGACCUAGGCACAGAGGUCAUUUUUGUUGCUUUUGAAAAGUUUCUUCGAAUCGCGUGGGCCGACCAAAUAAGCCCGGUCAUGUCUAUGAAAUCCCUGGAUACUCUGCAAGCACGCGUUAACAAGAGAGUGCCUGGCGACUUUGCAGAUUUUGUCAACUUCUUGUUUGGCGACAUGGCCCCACAGAAUCGCCGCGCGUUCACGUCUCUCAUCAAGCUCUUGGCCGAUUUGCUGGACGGGUGCGGCAAUGAUGGCGACAGAGGAGCAUUGACACUCGCUUUUGCAGAGUUGCUCGUAUAUGACGGAACAGCAGCAAAUUAUAUUAAUCUACUUGAUCGUCUUGUGGAAGACUGCGAUCGGAUAUUUGAAGAGCCCAGCUUGAACCACAGUUUUGGACUGGACAGCUCAACUUAUGAGUCAAUCAACUCCGCCAUCCGCGGCAAAGGAUACACCCCUUCGCUAGCAUCAAACACGUCAUCACUGCGUCGCAAGUUUGGUUUCGAUACCCUAUUACGACAAAACAGCAAAGACGAUCGAUCAUCAGUCUGGCGACAACUCAGCCGUUCGAGGUCUAUCGAUGAUAACACACUGCCCAAAAAGCUGGCGCGAAGGCCCGGUUCUAGGGAUCGUCCACCCAUAGCAGGGGCGUUUGACGAAGGACAGAGACCAGGAAGCUCCCACCGGUUAUUGGAAACAAUAGGAGAGCCAGAGACGGAGCGCCCACCGACGCGGUCGUCAACCAAGAAGAAGCGUCGCAGCUCCCUGUCGGAUCUAAAGAACUACAUGGAAGCGGUAACUCUCGACGAUGACGAAUCACCGCAACCACUUCAAGACGCAAAGGAGACAUCGGAGAAGCUCAACGCAAGCCCCAAGACAGGGUCGUCUAGAAUACCAGUUAGUCCCGGUGUGGCCCAGACGAUGCGAGUAUCAAGGCAGAAAGAAAAUGUCUUGGAUAUGCUUCAGCCUAGUCUACUUGACCCAAGUCCCUUGGAUCCUUCUGAUGAGACAAUGCGUCGACCCGCGCCACUAAAGACCCACAGGCAUUCCAAGACAUUAUCCUCAAGCAACAUACCGACGUUGCGCCCAUACCGCUCUGCACCUCCAGGGGCUGACUCACCCCCUCGUCCAAACUCAAGCCCGUCUAGACGUGGAACUCAGAGACUCCGCUUACAAUCUCCGCAAAAGCUUCGAGAACGACUAAAUACGGAGAAACAGGCUGUUGAUGACGUGGAUGCUUCUCUCAAAUCCGAACUGUUUAAAAUCGGUGAAGAAAUGGCACGUCUCAGCGAUGCUCAGUCUCCGGGAUCACAAUCUGUUGAUAUGCGACAAGUGACUGCUGCUGUCCGACAGUUGGAGGACCGAGUUCCUGCCGCCAUCCAGGAGAUACAAGAGAAACACACGGCGAUCCAGCACGACAUGGAAACUACGGUCAAAGCAGCUGAAGCCAAGGUCCGAGCUAUCGAUCAACUAUACAAAGAGGCAGUAGCAGAGAACGAAUUACUGUACGAGAAAUUCAAUGGAGAGCUCGGCAAAAUUGUCAAGGCUCUCAAGGGCAAAGGCAAAGAGGAAAAGGAAGAACUGAUGGUUCGGCUGCGCGAUCAAAGCGACGAGACAGCACGAAUGAAGAAGGAAAACGCGCGACUCAAGCGCGAGAUGGUUAGUCUGCGCGCGGCAUUGAAGGGGACGACGGAGUAG
This is a messenger RNA of Fusarium pseudograminearum CS3096, 4428 nucleotides long. RefSeq lists its product as uncharacterized. The transcript has 3 exons. NCBI's taxonomy places the organism in Eukaryota, Fungi, Ascomycota, Sordariomycetes, Hypocreales, Nectriaceae. Bases 1 to 4428 code for a protein of 1475 amino acids. Gene Ontology annotation, molecular function: guanyl-nucleotide exchange factor activity. The record is from RefSeq and is a predicted model, not a curated record.